UCAGUUCAGUGCAUUUGGAGCUGCGCACAGUUAUGCCUUCCUGAACUAUUAGAAACAGAACUGUACUCUGCACUCGCACCCGUCUCGUCCUGUGCAAGUGGAGACCCGGCUGAUUUUUAAAUCGGGUAUCGUUAAAUACGACGGAAAGCUCACUGCAGAGAGAAGUGCGUUGCGCUUGCUGGCACAUGCCAGUGUUAGCCUGCGUGAUCCUUACAUCAUCCCUUUAUUGGAGAGAGAGAGAGAGAGAGACAGAGAGAGAGAGAGAGAGAGAGAGCGAGAGAGAGAGAGAGCGCGAGAGAGACAAAUGGGGGGAGUAGAGAGCGAAUAGGGAGUCCUUGCAGCCUGGAUCCUCUUGCCAGUCUUCUGCUGAGAAGCAAGUCUGACGCACCGAUUGGCGUUGCCACCUCUCUGCUGUUUCUUUUUCCCACCAACUGUUUCCUCUCCCUCUCCCGUUGAGUUGCGUCCACGCCGGCCGUUAAACAUGCACCGGCACCGUCCUGCCCGGGGACUGACGUUGUUAUUGCACGUCGCGUUGUGGAUUUUCAGCCAUGUCAACGGCGUGCACGGAGCUUUGCCAACAACUCAGAAGUGUGAUGAAGCUCUGGCCUCUCCUCUUCCUCACACAGCCUUCACCAGCUCGUCCGUCUUCUCCAACGGAUACGCACCUGGAUAUGCUAAGCUCAACAGGAGAGGAGGUGCUGGAGGAUGGUCACCUCUGGACAGUGACCAUUACCAGUGGCUACAGGUGGACAUGGGUUCAAGAAAGCAGGUGAGCGCCAUAGCAACACAGGGACGAUACAGCAGCUCUGAUUGGACGACACGAUACCGUCUCCUCUACAGCGAUACAGGAAGGAACUGGAAACCAUAUCACCAAGAUGGCAACAUUUGGGCCUUCUCUGGGAACUCCAACUCGGAGAGCUCAGUCCGCCAUGAGCUGCAGCAGGGAAUCGUUGCACGCUUUCUGCGGCUCGUCCCGCUGGACUGGAGCGAGGAAGGACGGAUCGGGCUGCGCAUAGAAGUUUAUGGCUGCUCCUACUGGGCGGGAGUGAUCAACUUUGAUGGACAGAGUGUCAUCUCAUAUCGAUUUAAGGUGAAGAAGAUGAAGAUCAUUAAAGAUGUGAUUGCGUUGAGGUUCAAGACGUCAGAGAGCGACGGUGUGAUUCUUCAUGGGGAGGGCCAACAGGGAGACUACAUUACCCUGGAGCUUCGCAAGGCCAAACUACUGCUGCAGAUAAACCUGGGCAGUAAUCAGUACGGCUCUAUCCUGGGUCAUACCUCCGUGACCACCGGCAGCCUUUUGGACGACAAUCACUGGCACUCAGUGGUUCUUGAACGAUACCGUCGUAACGUCAACUUCACCUUGGACAGACACACUCAGCACUUCAGGACCAACGGAGAGUUCGACCACCUUGAUUUGGACUAUGAGCUGAGCUUUGGAGGGAUGCCAUACAGCGGGAAGCCAUCGGGAGGAGGGAGGAAGAACUUCAAAGGUUGCAUGGAGAGCAUCAACUACAACGGAGACAACAUCACAGACCUGGCCCGCAGAAAGAAGCUCGACACCUCCAGCUUUCGUAACCUGUCCUUCUCCUGCGUGGAGACCCACACCUUCCCGGUCUUUUUUAACGCCACCAGCUUCCUGCAGCUGCCAGGACGAGCCAAUCACAACACGAUAUCUGUGAGCUUCCAGUUUCGCACGUGGAACCCCGAUGGACUGCUUCUUUUCAGUAACCUCGAUGAUGGCACUCUGGAGAUCUCCCUGGAGGAGAGCAAGGUGGUAGUUCAUGUCAACGUGACAAAGGGGACCAGCAACAACCGGGCCGACUUAUCAUCAGGUUCAAGCCUUAACGACGGCCAAUGGCACUCAAUACGUUUGGUCGCCAAGGAGAACUUUGCCAUGUUGACGAUAGACGGCGAGGAGGCGUCUGCUGUGAGCUCCACUUCACCUCUCAGCAUCACCACAGGAGGAACCUAUCACUUGGGAGGGUAUUUCCUCCAGACGCCGUUCCCUCCCUCCCUGCGUUCCUUCCAGGGCUGCAUGCAAGCGAUCCUUUUGGACGACCAACCAGCUGAUUUGCACGCUGUAGAGAAAGGCACCAUGGGAGCUUUUGAGAACGUCAGCCUGGACAUGUGUGCAAUCAUAGACAGAUGUAUGCCUAAUCACUGUGAACAUGGCGGUCGCUGUAAACAGACAUGGGACAGUUUCAGCUGUACCUGUGACGGAACAGGAUACACAGGAGCCACCUGUCACACAUCUAUCUAUGAGCCAUCCUGUGAAGCCUAUAAGCAUUUGGGGAGAUCAUCUGACACCUACUGGAUCGACCCUGACGGCAGCGGACCCCUCGGCCCCUUUAAAGUCAAUUGCAACAUGACAGAGGACAAAGUGUGGACAACAGUGAUGAACAACCUGCCCCCAAAAACCACAGUGACUGGCUCCAGUAGAGAGAGGCGAACCGUCCUACAGGUGAACUACAGCACCUCCAUGGACCAGAUGACAGCCAUCACCACCAGUGCAGAAAGCUGUGAGCAGCAAAUCGCCUACAGCUGUCGCAUGUCCAGACUGCUCAACACUCCAGAUGGGACUCCCUACACUUGGUGGGUGGGUCGUGGCAGUGAGAAGCAUUUCUACUGGGGGGGCUCCGUGCCUGGAGUCCAGAAAUGUGCCUGCGGCAUCGACAGAAACUGCACUGACCAAAAGUACGACUGCAACUGUGACGCUGACCACAAGCAAUGGAGAGAAGAUUCUGGUCUCCUGAUUAAUAAGGAACACCUACCGGUCAGCCAGGUUGCCGUGGGCGACACUAACAGACCAGGCUCUGAGGCUAAGCUGACCGUUGGACCACUCCGUUGCCAAGGAGACAAUAACUACUGGAACGCUGCCUCUUUCACCACCCCGUCAUCCUACCUGCACUUUGCCACCUUCCAGGGUGAGACCAGCGCUGACAUCUCCUUCUAUUUUAAGACCAGCGCACCCUAUGGAGUCUUUCUGGAGAACCUGGGCAACACUGACUUCAUUCGCUUGGAGCUCAGAUCUCCAAAAGUCAUCUCCUUCUCCUUUGACGUUGGAAACGGACCCGUAGAGCUAACGGUCCACUCUGCCACGCCCCUCAAUGACGACCAGUGGCAUAGUGUGACGGCUGAGCGAAACGUCAAAGAGGCGGUCCUUCAGCUGGAUCAGAUGUAUCGGGUGAAUCAGCUCGCUCCUGCACAAGGACACACACGGCUAGAGCUGUUCAGCCAGCUCUACGUGGGUGCUGCCGGGGGGCAGAGGGGCUUCCUGGGAUGUAUCCGAGCCCUUCGGAUGAACGGCAUCACCCUGGACCUGGAAGAGAGGGCCGAGGUCACGCCUGGGGUCAAACCUGGCUGCCAAGGCCACUGUACCAGUUUUGGGAUGUACUGCCAGAAUGGAGGGAAGUGUGUGGAGAAAUACAACGGAUACCUGUGUGACUGCACUGACACCGCGUACGAUGGGCCAUUCUGCACCAGAGACGUUGGGGGUUUCUUUGAGGCAGGAACUCUGGUCAAGUACAACUUCAUGCCUGAAGCAGUCGCAGGAGCCAGCAGAGACUCAAAGAUCCCGACGCACCAGCUCACGCCACAGGAAGUGAAUCUAACAAAGGAGGAAGUGGCCUUCAGUUUCAGCACGUCCAAUGCUCCAGCUAUUCUGAUGUAUGUCAGUUCCAAGACACAGGACUACCUGGCUGUGGUUUUAAGGCACAAUGGUUCACUGCAGGUGAGGUACAACCUAGGAGGUCUGAGGGAGCCGUUCUCCAUAGACGUGGAUCAACGUAACCUGGCCAACGGACAGCCACACAGCAUCAACAUGUCCCGAGUUGACAGAAGCAUCACCAUCCAGUUGGAUCAUUACCCUCCUGUCACCUACACCCUCCCAGACUCCUCAGACACACAGUUCAACCUGGUCAAGACUCUGUUCCUGGGCAAAGUCUUUGAAACCGGACACAUAGACCCCAUCCUCAUCGAGCGCUACAACACCCCAGGCUUCAUUGGCUGUCUGUCACGGGUGCAGUUCAACGAAGUUGCCCCCCUCAAGUCAGCACUGAGAACUGCUGCACAGGCCCAGGCCACGCCAACAGCCACAGCCAAUCAGCCGAACAGCCAACCUGCAGCUGCCUCUCCGGGGUCGUACCAGGGAAAACUGGUAGAGUCCAACUGUGGGGCGUCACCUCUCACCAUCCCACCCAUGUCUGCUGCUACAGAUCCUUGGCAUCUGGACAACACAGAUGCAGAGUUCCCCUUUAAUGAGGAGAGAGUGAUCCCUGAUGGAGUCAACAGAGACUCAGCCAUCAUUGGAGGUAUCAUCGCUGUCGUGAUCUUCACCAUCUUAUGUACACUGGUGUUCCUGAUCCGCUACAUGUUCCGUCACAAAGGCACCUACCACACCCACGAGUCCAAGGGCAGCAGGGAGUCUGCAGGAGAGUCACCAGACACAGCCAUCAUCGGCACCGACAACCCGGAAACCAUCGAGGAAUCAAAGAAGGAGUGGUUCAUUUAGCGGCCAAUGGGAGGACUCUGAGAGAGGAUUAAUGUCUUGACCUCGUGAUGUUUUUUUUUGCGGUGGAACAAUUAACAAACCGGGCUCCUAUACUCGCAAUGGUGUUCAUUCAAACACAGACAACACUUUAUGAGGAUUUUAAUGUUUUGCAAAUUUGUCCCAAGCAGAGCAACAGCGGUAUUUUUUUAAGCUUCUUGUCUGUUACCUGACAGAGCACAGGCUGAAGUAGAAAAACUGUGUGGGAGUUUGCAUGGAUGAGGCUCAGACCAUGGUGGGGGAAAAGGAAGAGAUUUCUGGCGCUAAUCAGGAGGGACUCACCAAAUGUGCAAUGGACACGUUGUGUUGUACGCAGAAAGGUGCUUACAUAACAGCUGAUCAGUCCGAAACGUAACAAGUUCUUGACUGAUCGUUGUUAUUGGCAUCAAAUCAGAGGACCUGAAAGCAAAGCUGAUCCCUACACAUGGUGAGACGGGAGCUGGACAUACAGCUGUGUUGUUUCACAGCAAAGUGAUAUGGCUCUGACAAGGUGAAGUAUUGUUGUGAGUCUUUGAGCUCAUUGCAGCUACUAAUGCAAUGACAAGAAUAUCUUCUUCUUGCCAAAUAUCUGCAAAUGUUCUUUUUGUAGAGAUUAAACUCUAUUUUUUAUCCUUUUGGCAAAGUGAUUGUUCAUUGUAUUUAAGUUGUAUGUAUUUCGGGGGUAAAAGCAAACAGACUGAUGUUCCUAGUGUCGCACAAACGGGUUUGAUAAAAAAAUAAAAAUAACGGGAAAUGUUUUUUUAAGCAAUGUCAGUACAAAUGUAAUUUAAGUUUUCUGAUUUUUGAAACAGCUAACAGACUGAUGUAGUGGUCUUGUGACAAAUUACAUUAAACAUUGUUUGAUAAAAUUUAA
Molecule: messenger RNA, 5399 nt
Organism: Labrus bergylta (ballan wrasse)
Lineage: Eukaryota; Metazoa; Chordata; Actinopteri; Labriformes; Labridae
Gene: cntnap2a
Product: contactin associated protein 2a
Source: RefSeq, a predicted model, not a curated record